Hyla sarda is the source of this 3862-nucleotide messenger RNA. RefSeq names its product methyltransferase 4, N6-adenosine (gene METTL4). Gene Ontology annotation, molecular function: site-specific DNA-methyltransferase (adenine-specific) activity; RNA methyltransferase activity. The record is from RefSeq and is a predicted model, not a curated record. Gene Ontology annotation, cellular component: RNA N6-methyladenosine methyltransferase complex; nucleus; cytosol. The transcript is spliced from 8 exons. Lineage: Eukaryota; Metazoa; Chordata; Amphibia; Anura; Hylidae. Bases 186 to 1484 code for a protein of 432 amino acids.
UUUAGAAGCAAAAGAGAACUGCGCCUGCGCGGAGGGAUGUAAAACGCUGCGGACAGGAAGAAAUUUGUUCAAAAUGUUGCGGGGCGGUAUUGGUGAGAAUCCGGCGGUGCCCUGUAGUGUCGGGUCUCCCUCCUCGGGGUUAUAAGGAGGCGGACAGCAGCUCCUGUAUCGGGCGCUGUGCACACAUGGCAGUGGUGUGUGAGAGCGCCGCUGGCUGGCUACUGGAUGAAUUAGCUCUGGUGAACAAGUGGUAUGAGGCGGGAGGGGGGCUCGGCGGCGGGGCUCCCCCACUGCUGCACAACGAGCAAGACACGAAGGAUACGAAGGCGUCUUACAAGUUAAGAGAAGAUUUCUUCAGACUCUACAAACCUUACUUCACUCUGCAACCUGCCCCGGCACCUGCUGAGACCUGUGCCCCACAGAGUGACAGCGCCCUCAGCCGGUGCCCCCGUGUCAGGAAGAAACGCAAGCGACCCAUUGCUUAUAAUCAAGGAGAACUUGAUGCAUUGGAGUAUCACAAAGCGAUAAAUGAUCUAAUUUCAGAAGGAUCACGGCUGCUGAUUCAAGAAGGGUUUAACAAAGGGCUGCUUCACUCCCCAUCAGGGUCAGAAGAACAAGAAAGUAAAAUUGUAUCUAAAUUGUACGGCAACAAAAAGAACUUGGCUGAUCUCUGUGAUAUGUCCAAGGACAUGCCUUUGGUUUCUUUACCUGAAUAUGCUGUAAAGGUUCUUGACACAGAAAGUCCAUUUUCCCAUGAUGGAGACUAUUUAUUACACAUUACAGAAAACGCUUCAGAUUUUCCUCAGAUUAUCCACAUAAUGGGUGAGCAAUAUCUCAUACCACCCAAAAGUAACUUUCUACUUUCAGAUAUUUCAUACAUGGAUCCCCUUCUGCAUUAUAAAAAAUAUGGUAUCAUAGUAAUUGAUCCACCCUGGGAAAAUAAAUCGGUCAAGAGGAGUAAAAGAUAUAAUUCUUUAUCUCCUUCGAAAAUUAAAGAACUUCCUAUACCUGCUAUGGCUGCCCCAGAUUGCCUUGUUAUAACUUGGGUGACCAAUAGGCAGAAACAUUUGAGAUUUGUCAAGGAAGAGUUGUAUCCCCAUUGGUCUAUCAGAAGUCUAGCAGAAUGGCAUUGGGUAAAGAUAACCCAAUCUGGAGAAUUUGUGUUCCCCAUUGACUCAGUUCAUAAAAAGCCAUAUGAAAUUCUCGUACUUGGAAGACUUAUGCAUUUAGAUAAUUCCACAUCAAGAGAGUUGGAAACUUCCUUACCACCUAUUCCCGAGCAUAAGAUUAUAGUGAGUGUGCCCUGCAGCCUUCAUUCCCACAAACCACCUCUUUCUGAGGUUUUGAAGGAAUAUGUCAAGCCAGAUGUGGAACGCUUGGAGCUGUUUGCCCGUAACCUGCAGCCUGGAUGGACUAGCUGGGGCAAUGAGGUCCUCAAAUUCCAGCACAUGGAUUAUUUCAUUCCCCCUGAGACGGAAAACUGACCCAGGUCUAUUAGCUUUAAAGGAGUUUUUUUAUACAUUAGAAUUGCUUUUUAUUACCAACAGCACACUUAGAGAUCUGUGUAAAUAGAAUUGGACAUGUUGCAAUAAGAAAUCCAUGGCGUGGGUGACUCUUGGUGUGCAACUUGAAUGCUAUUGUCUUAAGAUGAACAGAUUGUCUUUUUGUUAGCCUCAAAUAGCUUUACUGUGAAAUGAAGAAGGGAAUUGCAUCUAAACCCUUUAUUUACCACAGUGUAGCCCUGUUUCCUGGCGGCAGAAAGGUUAAUUGUCUAGCCUAAAAGGGAAUAUAAAUAAAAAUCUGCAGUAAAAUAGAAAGGGAAUAUACAUGCCAUUCUGUGCCAGCAACAUAAGUCCACCUAGGCAUCUCAGUAAUAUUGUAAAAUAGCGUAUAUUUCCCAGAUGUAUUCAAUGACAAUUUUAUCACAUUCCAUUUCACAUGUUUAAGGAACAACCUGUUAUGUGCAAAGAGAUCCCAGGAAAACAGUGAUCUUGUCAGCAAUCCAUAUCUAUAUAUCUCUAUAACACUUCUCUGCCACAGCAUUAAGGCCAGUGUGUGCUAUUUCAUUAUACAUAACAUUUUCCAUGAUUAGAUGCCUCAAUCAUAUGAAUAUGCCAGGAUAGCUAUUAACAAAACCAAUGCCUCUCCUGACAUGUCUGUUUUAGUAAAUGCUUGCAUUCAGCAUUAAAUUGCUCAGUAGUGUAUUACUUAGAAAUCUGCAUUGUGUGAUUUCACUGUUGUUCCUCCUGUAAAAGUAUGAAUAAGCCAACAACUGUGUUUUACAUUUGUCAGUAAAGCUACAUGCUGGCACUAUCAUGUUGAUAAUUUUUUCUACAUUUUAAUUACAAUACAGAUAUGUUAGGAAUACAGAUAUGACAGGUCUUUAUUAAAUUUGGAACUCCCACACUAUAAAAUAAAUCUCUCCAGAGUGCUCUGGUGGGCCAAAAUAAAAAUUAUACUCACCUGCACCAAUCCCCCCUCUGUGUGCUUGGUAAUUUUUUUGAUUCAGCUUGCAAGAAGUGCCUGUUAAGUCAAUUACUGACUAUAGUGGUAACCAGCAAUUGGUGCACUUCCUGCAUGUUAAAAUGCAGCAAAUAAUUGGGGUAGAUGAGUAUGUGGUGUUUGGAUUGUUUUUUUUUUGCAUUUUUAGCCCAGCCUAUUAAGGCUUCUCCCACAAAUAUUGUUUGUUGAUAAACAAUAUUUAUUAUGUCAUUAUGUCUUGGAAGCUGUAGCAUCUUUUCUGCUUCUCAGGAGACUUGCUCAACUAGUUCAAUUGCCGUCUCAUUUUCUGUCGAGCAGAGUAGAAGCUGCAGCUUCAGAGGCAGCCAAUUCACCACACCAGGGAUCCACGAACUCAGUGAAAAAGAGAAACAUGCUUGUCCACUUUAGCUCAUUUAAAGAAGGUAACGCGGUACAAAUAUUGAAAAGAAACAGCAGGUGGCACUAUAAUAUUAUUUUAAUAAAAAUAAGUAUUUUAAUACGUGUACAUACAAAAAAUUUACACAUUCUCAAAUGUUCUAUUCAGCAGCCGGGCAUGUUUCUGUUUUGUAUUUCUGUAGUCAAUCGUUUUAGUGCCGUCAAUCAGAAUUUUUUGUGCCCCUGAAACUCUCCACCAUUGCUUACCAUGUCGGUAAGCUUUGAGGACUGAAUUGGAAGAAAGCAAUUUAAGUAGCCAAUUCCUUAGAGCCAUUUUCAAUUUUUGUCAGUCAUAGAAGCAAAUAAUGUGCCACCCAUUGUUCAUUAAAAUGGUAUCAAAUGUCUCCUAUAAGUUUUGUGACAAUAGGAAGACACAAUUUUAUAGCAAGAAUAUAAUAAAGAGCACUGUGGAUGAUCUUGCAGAGCUACAAAUUAUUAUACUUAUGGGCAAGCCAAAUAAUUUUAACUUGACCGCAAUCUAAAUGGUCCUUGUUCACACUAACUGCUAGAUGUGGUAAUGUCAUUCUUUUAUAUUAACUUUUAUACUUAUAUGCUUGUAAAACAAUUACUGAACUGUAUCCAGUGGAAGAGAAAAUAAACUCAAUGAGGUAUUUUAUUUAUGAUAAACCGAAAUUUGUUUCAUGUUGCUUAUACAGCAUUUGGCUUUUCUGUAGUAUUGUACAUAGAUGAUAAUCACACAGUUUCUUGUUUUACUGGGGCAAUAUAAUUUAUUUCUCAGACGUACACGCUUAUGCAAUUCCAUUGGGUUUCAAUUAACCUAUUAGUAAGGGUUGGAUUUAUUAUAAUGUAAUUAAAUGUUCUUACUAUAAAUGGAAGUAUUUUAUAUAAUGUAUUGGCAUUUCUAAUAAAAAAAUAUCACAUUUACUGUAUUUUUUAUGACUAUCAAAUAAAGACAUAAAACUUACUAAUACAGUGUUGUCACAAA